Molecule: messenger RNA, 1422 nt
Organism: Chaetomium globosum CBS 148.51
Lineage: Eukaryota; Fungi; Ascomycota; Sordariomycetes; Sordariales; Chaetomiaceae
Exons: 3
Coding region: 1-1422 (473 amino acids)
Biological process (GO): regulatory ncRNA-mediated gene silencing
Cellular component (GO): ARC complex
Source: RefSeq, a predicted model, not a curated record
AUGUCUUCCCCUCCAAAUUCCAGCUCGGCUCCAGUGGAGGAUGCACAGAAGGAUGCACCAGCCGAGGGCGCCUCGCAUACCAUCGAGACCGCCGAGACGCAAAACGUGAGAGUGCAGGACGCUAAACCCAAAGAUGGCAAGAAGAAAUCGAAGAAACGCAGCGCUGGAGCGAAGAAACGCGGGACCGGAUUUGAGGAAUUUUACUGCGACCCGCCGUUGACUGUGGCCGAGCACAGCGAAGAGAAGCACGUCAUCUACCCGCCGCAUCGCCCCUUCGUAGACCGCAUCGAGGAAUGCAUUCAGCGGUUCCGUGCCCGCCGCCGCAUGAGUCCAGAGCGCGAAGUUCUGUUUUCCAGAUACCUUGUCCUCGGUGGCAUCGACGCCACCGUGAGACAAUUUCAAGGCACCCGGAACAUUGGCGAUGAUGUCCUCGCAGACUCGACCAAAAGCGCUAUCCGAGAAAUGACGGCCGACGACGUGAUUCAGCGUGGCGCAGAUGGUAACCGCAGCGUCCGGUUUUACAACCCGAACUAUCCCGACCAUUGGGAUGUCGACUUCACUGGCGUCGCCGCGGGAUUCGUGUCUGAACAUCUCCCCCAGUUGGUAGGCGCUAAGACCGAACAAUUCUUCAUGGGGGUUGAUGUGGUUCUCAACUUUCUCAAAUAUGUUGAUCGACACGACGUAUGCCCCGAGUAUGCCGACGAUGUCAGGGCGGCCCAAAAGGUUUGCCUGAAGGCUCUGGAAGAGUUACCGGCUAUCACGGAGCUUCUGCGGCGGCUCCCGGGACAUUUCAACACCGCCAUCAGGGUGCUGCAUAUGAAGCCAGAGGACGACGACUCUUCGUAUUUCAGCGCUUCUUUGGAUCAAGCAUUGCCCGAUAUCAAGUACGCCAGAGCCAGCCAGGCCGCCACGGUAUCGAUCCUGAUGGGACCCAACCGCUUCCCAGCGGACUGCGAGUGGUCUGUCACCGACAAGACCGAGCAAACCUUCGAGGUCCUCAGUAUCGACCCCCCGAGCGACGCCACGCGCGCCAAGUACAAGACCAUCAACCAGCACCUCACCAGCUUCCCCGACAUCCCGACCUGCGGCACCAUUACCGCCCGCCCGGUCAUCAUCUGCGAGGGCUGGGACAACGCGGCGACCACUAGCCCGCCCGAGGCCGGCAAGAAGUGCCAGUUCGUGCUGGAAGAGGGCAUCCUCCGCCUCUUGGUGGUGGGCAUGAAGCUGACCAUGGGCGUCUGCACGCUGAACGUCGGCCUCAAGUUCAUCCAGUACAUCAGGGGGAUCCGGCCGAGCUUUUACCUGUUCUUGCCGCAGGAGCUGAUGUUUCAGUACAAGGAGCCGGUCCCGAACGACCGCCCUGCGCGAAGCGUCUACGACCGUGAGGAUGAGGGUGAUGACGUGGGGGGUCAAGAUGACUGA